Messenger RNA from Pseudopipra pipra, 9044 nucleotides. It is a transcript of the gene PRLHR, whose product is annotated as prolactin releasing hormone receptor. The transcript has 6 exons. Gene Ontology annotation, cellular component: plasma membrane; neuron projection. Gene Ontology annotation, biological process: G protein-coupled receptor signaling pathway. Lineage: Eukaryota; Metazoa; Chordata; Aves; Passeriformes; Pipridae. Gene Ontology annotation, molecular function: neuropeptide binding; neuropeptide Y receptor activity. The record is from RefSeq and is a predicted model, not a curated record. Bases 4153 to 5187 code for a protein of 344 amino acids.
GUGCUGCUCGUGGCAGGGGUGUCCUUGCAGGAUGUGAAGCCUUCCAGCUCAGUCUGACGGCAGGGGCUGCUCCCAGGUCUGGAGAGGCCGGGACUGUGCUCCCUUCUCACCCAUCAACCCCCAAAGGCUGAGCUUAGGGAGAGCCCUCUGUGGUAGGUCCCUUGCUGGAAAGGGACUGGGUUUUGUGCCUCAGUGCCUGUGUAACUGUGGGCACACACACAUUGCUGAAGGAGAUCCUUUCCACCCUGGAGCCUCUCCCCAUCCACCAGCCAGCCAGGACUCCUUGUGCUGCUGUGCAGAUGUGACACUCUCUGUAGAUCCAAGAUACACCACUUCUCUCCAAGCUGUUCAAAAGACUGGGAUUUGGUUCAUGACUGUAAAUACACUAUUUCAGUGCUCAGAGAGAGUAAUUGAGAGGUAAGAAUUCAGUGGGGGCUUUUUCUACUUCAUUUUUUACUAGAAAGAAUGUUGUAUAAUGUUUUUGCUAAGUAAAACUCUAACCAGGCUUAAAAGCUCUUAUUCCUACUAGAACAAAAAUAGGAACCAUUACUGACAUAGAAUAGAUUUGUGGCCUUUUUGAAAGUACGAUAUUGUGGGUAUCUUCAGAAAAGGCUUUGGAGGGCUUUGUUGCCUGGGCUGUGUAUUUUGAUUUUUUCUCCUUAAAUCCAGGCUUUGAAAUGUCAAAAAAGAAAUAAGGGAUGGGGAGAAUGGUUAAUUAGAAAUUACUGUUCUUCUGGAGUGAUGAGACCUCAUACAGUAGUAGGGAAAGGUGGUUUGCCUACACAGGAUAUCAGGAGAUCUAGAGUCAAUUCUACCAGUAAUAUCUGUCCUGCUUCAGGGUAAAAAUUAUCCAGCCUCAGUUUUGUCCUGCCUAGAGUGGAAAUGACACUGAUUUUUACUUGGUAUCAUAAAGAGUUGCUCAUUAUUGUGCAUAAAAUGCUGUGAGCUUCUGGGCUUGUUGCAUUUGCAGUGAUUAAGUUCUGUUUGGGCAGGUCUUGCCUUGCUCCACUGCAAGUCUGUCUGAACACCUGGAGAGCUGCUACAGCAACAGGGUUAAAAUAAUAAAUGAGCCCUAUGUGGCAAAUAUCAGCUCACUUCUAUGGGGCUUUUGUAUUUUGCCCUAAUAGAAUAUGGUUCUCAUGGUUCACUACUGCUAGGAAUGAACCAUCUGAAACACCACUUCUGUUUCUUGACAGGAAAGACUUAUUUUGUUGCAAUGAUGGAAAAAACACGUGUAAAGUGAUGUAAGAAUCACUUCACUUGUAAACAUCUGGGGCGUGGUGGACCCCAGAUUCCACACAGAUUCCAGCCAAUUCUCUAUUAUACAGAAUCAGAAAGUCCUGCACUGGGGCCAUGAGUUAUUUUGACAUUGCAGUGCUUAACUGCAAGGUUUGAGCAAAAAAAAAACCCCUUCCAGGUUAAGGCUCCCACAUGCUUUAAUUGAUGGGUAUGAGAUCAACACUCACAAAAUGCUGGAGGUCACUUGUUUAAUGCAGCAGUAGGCACUGUGUUGGUGGUGGAGUUGGCAUCAGUCACCUAGAAAGGAGGAAAAAAAUCUGCUGUUUCAACAAAAAAAAAGCAGGUGUCAUGUCUCAGAGAAGAGCAGCCACAGCAGAGGAGCAGCAGAAACGGGACCACCUUUUGCUCUGAUUCACCAUCCAGCCCUGAGGUGACUGACCAUGGAUAACAGACAUUCAGCAGUGGUGCAAAGUAAAACAGGCUUGUUCCAUAGAAUAAAAAUGUCUGUGGAAAAACAAGUAAAUGAUGGGUCAGAUAUCUACUGCAGAAAUUGCAUGUUGAAGUCUUCUAAUUGAUGGGAGUUCAACAGGUGCAUUCAGAUGUAAACAAGGCUGUUCAUAAAAUUAGAGCUAAACUGUGGCUCUUACUGUGCUCAGGUACUUGACAGAGCCCAGGCAUGAGGACAGUUCUCCCAUCACUAAUGCAGCCACAAAAUGAACAAAACACUUCUUGGAAAGGAAUGUUAGGGGAAAGCUACCAGGAGACUAAACUCUUAAUCAAAAAGCAAUCAGGUAACAGGAUAGUAUCCAUGGGGAAUAAUAGGACUUAAUAACAUGAGCCCAGGAGCUCUGCAGAUGGGGCUGGGCUCCUCCUUGGUAAGAAAGGUUAAACAGAGGCAGAGUAUGCACAGGAAGGGCUGAAAGAGGUGACCCAGGAGGGAUCACAGUAGGGGAAAUCUGGUGGUCUUUGUGAUUUCAAGCUUCUUGUAUCAGAUAAAAAGAUGGGGGAAAGCCAACAGAGCUGGAGACAAGCAUUCUAAAGGAAAUAUAUUAAAGAAAAGGGCAGGGGAGAAACUGGGCAAUGUUGAAAUCUGUAGCAAAAUUCACAUUGAUUUUCAUAGUAACAGAAUGUAAAGUCAGGAGUACUGACAUUUAUAACCAGUGCUGCGAGGUACUAAAAUAACAUGAGAGGACAAACAGCUGAAAUAUGUGUGUGGGUAAGCCAUGGCAGUAGGAGUCAUCAUGAAAUGUUCAUUCACCUUCUGUGUUCCUCUAAUUUCUUCCACCUUUAGCAUUUUUGGCUCUAUGUUUUGCUCAUCCAACAGCAGAUGACUUUAAUGGCUACUGUGAGUGAUACUGUGAAGCAGAAAAAAGUAAACAGCCAAAUUCUGCUGUGGAAGAGGAAUUGAGAGAGUGAAAGAGAAUAAACCCAAAUGUUGAAGCAUAAUUAUAAGGGCUGGAUGCACAUACACCCAGACAGAGUGAGACAAUAGUCCUGAGAGCAAAUAUAGAUCUGUACAGUUGGAAGGAGAUGAGAUCAUAAAUAAGCCUAGCUGUAAAUAUGCUAUAAAAUGUUUUAUUUUUUAAAAUGUCACUUCCUUAUUCUUAGUACAAAUAUGCUGAAAACAUACGGAAGGCUUCGUUAGAGGUUCUGUUAAGUUAGGUUUUAUUGAGAUGAUGUAGGUUAUUAAAGUACAAUAUCUCUUAUUCCCUUUUUUUCCAAACAUGAAUUUGCAUGAGAGAGCAGAACAACUCAAUUCCAAAUAGUGUUCUUAUCUCUACAUAAUGUUAUUAUGCAAACUAUAAUCAAACUAGAUGACAGUCCUCCAGAAAAACCUUUAGUAUUAAGAGCUUUCGAAGCUCCAGGGCAGAUUGUUGUUAGUGGGAUAGUUAAUUAAAUGGAAGUUGGAUUUUAUUACUCUGUAUAAACAACUAAGAGCAGCUGGGAUGAUGUUGGUCCUCUGGUCUUUUUUUUCCUUUUUGUUUGACAGGUAUUAAUUGAACUCAUUGUUCCAUGAAAGCAGCAAGUUUUCUCAUAUCAGUGUGGUCCCUACAGAACAUCAGAGCUGUUGCUCUCUUCUGCCCUUCACCCAGGGUGGGUGGGCACCUUGGGAUAAUGCAAAGUGCUGGAUUUGGUUGGGAUAGAGUUAAUUUUCUUCACAGGAGCUGGUAUGGGGCUGUGCUUUGGAUCUGAGCUGAAAACAUGUCGAUAACAGGGAUGUUUCAGCUCCUGCUGAGCAGGGCUCACACAGAGCCGAGGCCUUUUCUGCUCCUCACCCCAGCAGUCAGGAGGCUGGGGGUGCACAGGGAGUUUUGGGGGGACACAGCUGGGACAGCUGAACCCGAGUGACCACAAGGGUAUUCUCUAUUAUGUGGUGUCGUGCUCAGCAUGUAAAGGGGAAGAAUUAAGGGGGGAUGUUGGAGGUGAUGGUGUUUGCCUUCCCAGGUGGUGCUGCACGUGAUGGAGCCCUGUUUUCUUGGACGUGGCUGAACACCCACCUCCCACGGGAAGGGAUCUUGGCUGUAGAAGGCAGCUGAACCGAAGAAAUCUUCUGCCUGAAGCCAAAACAAGCAGAAAAUCACUGACAGAAAUAGGUGGGAGCCUUCAAACAGAAGGUGUGCUCAUUACUCAUUUCAGAGGUGAAAAAAGGGCAUUUAAAGAAGACAGACAUCUAGGGCACUUCUUGGCAUCCCCAGGAAAAUCGUAUGGGAUUAAGAACCCACAGCAGAAUUGCUGGAAGCUGCUUCUCGAGGAUUACAACUUCACCUUUUGCUUUUACGGAUGCUUGUUUACUAUCCAUGUGGUAACCUCUGGACAGCCAGUAAUCCAUUCAUUAUCCCCACUGAUUGAGUGAGGGAGUAGUGCAGCGGUAACUACUUCACUCGGCUGAAGGCAGACAACAAAAGGAGGAAAAUGAUGAAUUCGGACAAUUUAACCUCCCAAAGCUUCCUCUCUGCAAUUCACAGCAACGCCAGCAAUUUAUUCUCAGGUCUCCAGUUUGUUCAGUCCUUCAAGCCACUAAUCAUCCCCUGCUACUCCCUGGUGGUUUUCAUCGGUGUCAUUGGGAAUUACCUGCUCAUUUAUGUGAUCUGCAAGACAAAAAAAAUGCACAAUGUCACCAACUUUCUCGUGGGCAAUCUGGCUUUCUCAGACAUGCUCAUGUGUGCCACCUGUGUGCCCCUGACCCUCGCCUACGCCUUCGAGCCCCGGGGGUGGGUGUACGGGCGCUUCAUGUGCUACUUUGUGUUCCUGAUGCAGCCCGUCACGGUGUUCGUGUCCGUGUUCACCCUGACUGUCAUAGCUGUGGACAGGUACUGUGCCAUGGUGUACCCCUUCCGCAGGAGGCUCACCAUCCCUGUCUGUGCUUACAUCCUGGCUGCUAUUUGGCUGCUGAGCUGCACCCUGGCUGCCCCAGCCUUGGUCCACACUUACCACGCGGAGUUCCCGGAGCUGGACUUCUCCAUCUGCGAGGAGUUCUGGUUCCACAUGAAAAGGGAUCGCUUGGCUUAUGCCUACAGCACCCUCAUCAUCACCUACGUGUUGCCUUUGGCUGUCAUCUCCCUGUCCUACCUGAGGAUCUCGGUCAAGCUGAAGAACCGUGUGGUGCCAGGCAAUGUCACCCAGGGCCAGGCCGAGUGGGACCGUGCACGGAGGAGGAAGACUUUUCGCCUGCUGGUCUUAGUGGUGGCAGCCUUUGGAGUCUGUUGGCUGCCUCUGCACAUCUUCAACGUGAUAAAGGACAUAGACAUCAGCCUGAUUGACAAGCAGUAUUUCAACUUUAUCCAGCUGCUGUGCCACUGGUUUGCAAUGAUGUCUGCUUGCACCAACGCCUUCCUCUAUGCCUGGCUCCACGACAGCUUCAGGGGAGAGCUGAAGAAAAUGUUUGCCUGGAGAAAGAAGAAAAUUGGACCCGCUACAAACUGCAUUAUGGCCAGUGUGGUGCUGUAAACGAGGUCUGGUGGGAGUGCAUCUCCUUUGUACAGUAACAUUGCUGCUCAGCUAAAAGCUGUGAUGGCAUGAGGAGCUGCCUGAUGCUGAGGGGAGAUCAGCCAGAGAAGCAGAGCAACCCAGGGGCAGUUUUGGCCAUCUGGCUGACCACAACUGCACGUGGACAGGUACAUACUCACUGUGAGGCAAUGCCAGUGGACAUGAGGGCAGAGGGAAGACAGAGAAGAGGUUUCUUUGGUUUGCACAUGUACUCCUGCUGUGAAACUGUGAAUAUAAUUUUGCUCAUCACCUUUCAGUAGGCUUAAUCUGGUUAAAAAGCUCCCACAGAUCCAUAUGCACACACUGAGAAAAGUGUUGGAAAAACAUUCGAAAUCCCAUUUCACAAAUUCCCUAAAAUUUCAAGUUGUUUUGCUGCUAGUAAGGAGGAUAUUAAAAUCUGUAGUGAAAGGACAAUAAAUUAGAAUCUGUAGUGAUAGGACAAGGAGUAAUGGGUACAUAUUGAAAGGGGGGAAUUUAGGUUAGACAUUAGGAAGAAAUUCUUUACUGUGAGGGUGGUGAAACACUAGAACAGGUUGCCCAAGGAAAUUGUGGAUGUCUCACUUGGUAGCGUUCAAAGCCAGUUGGAUAAGGCCUUGAGCAACCUGGUCUAGUGGGAGGCAGGAGGGUUGGGAAUAGAUGAUCUUUGAGGUCCAUUCCAACCCUUUAACAUUCUAUGAUUUUGUGACUCUGUGAUUACAGAAAAACUGAAUGAAGGAGGUCCUUUUAAGAUGGGCAUUACUUGCAUUCACUCUGAGAUUAAGUGUAUCUGCCUUGCUUACCUUGAUUUAAAGAUUUGAAUGACCUGUUAAAGAAUGUUUUGCUUUGUUGAAUUUCAGGAAAUUGUUUUUCCUUCAAGCUCAAUAUAGCAAGCUACUGGAAUAAUUGGUGAUUUUGAAAAGACAAAAAAAAAAAAAACACUUCCAAACAAACGAACCAAAUUUUACAAGCUUUUCAGGUUUUUUUCAGGACUCUUUUGAAGACCACGAGAGAAUAGGACACCAAGAGAGCACUGAAACAACACUGCAAAAAGCAGCUCCAAAUAACAAAAAAAUCCUGACUUUCAGAGGUUUUUCUUUUACUGAAUUAUGGUUAUCUGUUGGUUUAUAAAGGUUAAUUAAUACUGAAGUGGCCCAUAAUGUGCACAACCUCCUGCACUAAACACAGACAGUGCUGUAAUCCAGAGUGACCCAAAGCUCAGUGCAGUAGCUGGGAUGACUUUCUCAACCACAGCAGGCCAGGGAUCAUUUCCUUCUUACACAUCAUAUUUUUACCCUCAUUUGCCAGCACUGCAGUUUGAGUUAUUAAUGUUCCUUUGAAUGUUAAUGGCUGAAGAUGGUGGCUGCAGAGAGCUGCCUGAAGCAAACAAGGGAUUUGUCUCUCUAUUUUGUUUCCUUGAGACAGAAAUGAAGGGCUGUUCAGUGCACACAUUGUUCCCACAGUGACAGAUGCUUUGGGAACAUCUCUUUUCCAGCAGCCUCUGGAGCUGCUGUUAGAGCAGUGCCAAGGUCUGUCAUCUCACAGAGGUCCUCAGGAGUGCCCAGCACAGCAGGCACCCUCAUUUAAGUGCUGGUUUAACCUGGACAUGCCUUGAACCUGUCAGGAUGUGCUUUGGCAGCAGAAAGCUCAGAGCCUGCCCCUCGCUUCAGGCACUGCUCAUCAGUAGAUUUUGCAGGUGCCCCCUGGAAUGAUCUGCAUUCUCCAACACAGAAGCUCCUUCUCUCUCCUCUGCAGCCCCCUUGGUCCCCCUCACUGGUCCUGCAUUGCCAUUUUUCCAGGCUUUCCCUGUGUGGUGCACAGAGGAAUUCCAGCCGUGGGCUGGAGGACUGGGGGUUCUGCAGCCUGGCAGGGACUGAGGCACAGCCACCUUGGCUCAGUCCUGCCUCUGAAUAGAGCCCCAAGAAUCUCUGCUCAAUUUAAUUACUGUUUUCUCUGAUAUACAGAGUAAUAAACAAUAAUAAGAUUUAGAGGCACAUUGAUGCACUACUUUAAUCCAGUUAUGCAAAUAAUUCUAUUAAAAGCUAUCAUGAGAAACUUGUUUGCCAAUCUCCACCCCUCUCCAGGGAGCUGCUGUGGUUCUCUGAGGGGCCAGGGCUCAUCACUAAGGUAUUUUUGGUGGUAUACUUCUUAAUUACAAUUUAAGAAAUCAUUGCAUGCUUUGAUUUUAUAAGGUAGCCUGGUUCAGAACUUGAUGAAUCUAUUAACUUUCCCUGGAAGGGUUUUUGUUGUUCCUUGCUUACAUUGCAGCCCAGGACUCGCCCAGAGCAGGGCAGUGCUCUGCAGGGAUGAGCAGGGUUUGCAUCUGAGCUGAGGUCUGGCAGAAUGGAAUAUCCUCCUCCUCUGCUGGGAUUUCUUUCCAGUUAUUUCCGUGUACAGAGAGACUGUCAGCAGGUACAGACCCAGGUGUUCUGUGUCUUACAGCAGUAAAUAAGUGUUAUUUAUGAGGGUUCCUUGGACUGUUCCUAAAGGACAGUCUCCAGUAAACACUCCUAGGUGCAUUAUGGAGUUAGCACACAUGCUUGGGGGUGGGGAUUUUGGGUAGGUAUCAAAGGCAUGAGCCAGCAAGUGGGUUAUCAGAGCAUGGACAGUCUUGGGCUUUGGAAAAGGAAGGGUCACUGGGGAUCACACCUCCUCAUUGCAAAAAUCCUCUGAAAGAUUCCACUGGGCCAAACCUCUACAGCUCUGAGCAUCUCUGAAAUGUGGGCAGUGCUAUGGAUAUGGAAGGAAAAGCAGGGGAGAGUGAGGUGUCUUCCCUUACAGUGAAGAGCACAGAUUUAGACAGCAGGGUCACAGCUUCACAAUUUGAAGCUAUUCUGCAUAGCUGUUGGAAAGACUCACAGAGCAUCAUUCCAGCAAAUAUACUGUAUUUCCAGUGUUUAUAGAUGCACUAAUGCUUCCUCAAACACAGGCUAUGCCCUGUAGUAAAACAUGGGGCUCGUAUCAAAAGGCAGUGUACUUAAGAAACACAUAUAUAAGUCAGUCAGUAUUGGAUCAGGAACUAAAAACCAGAUUAGAUAGUGACCAAAGGUCACUAAAACUGAAAUCAGGUAGACAAAGAAAAACACUUAAUUAAACCUAAAUAAGGGUCAGGUAGAGUUGUCUCUCCCCCACUUUGAGAAUAUCUGCUCAGAGCAGUCACAAAAGACUAAAUUGCUUGUGCAAUGCAUUACUUCAAAUAAAUUUUCCUUAUACUUGGAUGAAGGAAAUUCAAGGCUGUAUUUGUAUCAUGUUUGGGGAAUGGCAAUUUAUCUGGGGUGGGCAAAAGCAGGUCCUGCCAUAAGGCCACUGCUCAGAUGAGCACGGUGAGUGUUUCCCAGCUGAUAGAUGGACUGGGAAAAGCUGGUACUUCUCAUACCAGCUGAACAACAGAUGCUCUGCACAGUUCUAAUGGAGCAAAUCUUGCUGGCUGAGCUGUCGAUGGUGAGUUAUAAUUAGAUGUCUGAGAUGAUGCAGGGUACAGAUAAAAGCUGAAAAUGGUACACCUGCAGCUGGGGAAAAAAAUGCAAAAUUGGACAGAAUUGGACAAUACAUCAAUCAAUCUGCCCACCAGAUGAGAAGAGGGUAGGGAGAAAAACAAUGUGCUGGUGGUAAAGCCACAGCUGCCUUUGCCAUUUCUGCAUGAAGAAAUGUAAUACAAACUUUUACCUUCAGCCCCCCACUCUCACUGCCCACUGUCUUUUUCUUUUCUCAGACAAAAAUAGUGACAUUUCUCCUCCUUACCCUGAAGAAAAGGUUGCCCAAGGGUCAAAGCAAACAUUUCUGACUCAUGGAAAGCACACUGAAAGCAGAGCUUCCUGAAAGGAGCUCUUCUCUCUUCUUUC